Candida dubliniensis CD36 is the source of this 2196-nucleotide messenger RNA. Its product is annotated as anaphase promoting complex subunit. The record is from RefSeq and is a predicted model, not a curated record. Gene Ontology annotation, molecular function: protein binding. Gene Ontology annotation, biological process: cell division. The transcript has a single exon. Bases 1 to 2196 code for a protein of 731 amino acids. NCBI's taxonomy places the organism in Eukaryota, Fungi, Ascomycota, Pichiomycetes, Serinales, Debaryomycetaceae.
AUGGUUCAGAAUCAAAAGACUCCUAAUCAUAAUAACUCUACUUUAUAUAUAUCCCCGGUUGUUAAUAAAAAAAAUGAUUUAAUGUAUGUUACACCACCUAAUCCCACCACGGCAACCAAUAAAUUAUUAGAUACUCCAGGAUCCAAUAAAUCUACAUCAACAUCACUGUUUUUCCAUUUUGAUCGAGCUUCUAAUCAUAAUUUACAUGAUAGAGCCAAUGACAAUUUAUUGGAUGAUCCAUUAACUCCAGUAGAUAAAUUAAGAUUAUGGCGACAUGAUGCCAUUAUGCAACAUCAAUAUAAAACUGCCGAAUUUAUUGGUGAUAAAAUUUUAGAAUUAACUAAUGAUGAUGCCAAUGAUGCAUUUUGGUUAGGUCAAGUAUACUUUAAUCAAGGUAAUUAUUUACGAUGUAAACAUUUAUUAACAUCAAAUAUUAAUUAUCAAAAUCUGAUUAGUUGUCGAUAUUUGGCUGGGUAUAGUUUAAUAAAAUUAGAAAUGUGGGAUGAUGCCUUGGAUUUGAUUGGUGAAACUAACCCUUUCAAAAAUAAUGAUACCAAUCUGACAAGUAGUAGUGCUACCACUGAUGGAGGGAUAAAACUUGAAUCAUCAAUGUGUUAUUUACGAGGAUUAAUUUAUGCCAAUCAAAAUAAUUUUGAACGAGCCAAAGAAUGUUAUAAAGAAGCAUGUAUGGUUGAUGUUAAAUGUUAUGAAGCAUUUAAUGAAUUGAUUGUUAAUAAUUUAAUGACACCUAAUGAAGAAUGGGAAUUUGUUAUGAAUCAAUUGAAUUUCCGAGACAACUUGGAUGAUAAUAAUAAUGAUGAAUUAAUUAAAUUACUUUAUAUGACAAAAUUAAGUAAAUAUUUAAACACCGAUAAAUUCAAUGAAAGUGAACAUAUCUUGAGGGAAGAAUAUGAAUUACAAGAAAAUUGUGAUUUAAUGUUGAGUCGAGCGGAUUAUUUAUAUAUUCAAUGUAAUUUUGAUGAAUGCUUAACUAUAUGUGAAGGAAUUUUAAAUAAAGAUGAAUAUAAUUUUGAUGUUUUACCAAAUUAUUUAAGUUGCCUUUAUGAAUUAGGUGGGAAAAAUAAAUUAUUUUUAAAAGCUCAUCAAUUAGCUGAAUUACAUCCAAUUAAUCCUAUGACUUGGUUAGCUAUAGGAACUUAUUAUUUAUCAAUUAAUAAAAUGGCUGAAGCCAGGAAAUUUUUCAGUAAGGCAACAUUAUUAAACCCUAAUUUUGGUAAUGGAUGGAUUGGAUUUGCUCAUACAUUUGCUGCUGAAGGUGAACAUGAACAAGCAAUUAGUGCUUAUGCUUUUGCUGCAAGAUUAUUCCCUGGGACUCAUUUACCUAAUUUAUUUUUAGGAAUGCAACAUUUACAAAUGAAUAAUUUAAAUUUACUGGAAGAAUAUUUAUUAGCAUCAUAUCAUAUAUGUAAUAGUGAUCCAUUAUUAUUAAAUGAAUUAGGAGUAAUUAAUUUCCAUAAAAAUCAAUUUGAUAAAGCAGAAUUUUUUUUACAAGAAGCUUUAAAUGCGGCAAAAAAUUUGAAUUCUGAUAGUAAAACUUGGAUUUCAAUUCAUGCUAAUUUAGGUCAUGUAUAUCGUCGAGCUAAUCAACCUUAUAAAGCAUUAGAUUGUUUUAAUCAAGUUUUAAAAAUUAGUAAUAAAAAUGAUGCUAAUAUAUUAUCGGCCAUUGGAUUAAUUCAUUUAAGAUUAAGAAAUAUUUUCCAAGCUAUAGAUGUUUUACAUGAUGCCUUGGCAAUUUCUCCAUUAGAUCCAAUAGCUAGUGAUUUAUUGAAAAGAGCAUUGGAAGCUAAUAAAGAAAAUCAAGAAAUUUUCACCACUACAGAGAAAUUAUUUCAAUUGAAUUUACCUAUAGAAAGAAGAAAACAUGAAAGUAGAUUACUUAAACAACGACAGCAGCAGCAGCAGCAACAACAACAACAAGUUAGAGGUGGUGAGAAUAGUAAGAAUUUAGCUACUCCAUUAACUACAAAAGUACGGGAUAGAAAUAUUGAUAUUAGUAAUAAUAGUAGUAUAGAUCCAAUAUUAUUUGGUGAUACUACUUCAGGUAGAAAUAAUAAUGAAGAACUAGAAGGUGAAGGAGAUGAUGUAACAUUAUUAGCUCAAGAAUUACAAAAUGGUGAAGCUUCAACUGAUGAUGAAGAUAAUGAUGAAGAUAUAAUGGAUAUAGAAAGUGAUUAA